AUGUUCUCGACGCUAUCGGCAACACCCCUUGUGUAUGCCUCAAGAAUGUCGUCCCUGAAGGAUGCGCAGAAGUCUAGCUCAAGCUCGAGUACUUCAAACCCAACGGGGUCAUGUAAAGGCAGAAUGGCCAAGUCCAUCAUCGAAGAAGCUGAAAAGAGUGGCAGGCUGAAACCAAGCAUGGCCGUGGUUGAAGCGAGUGGUGGAAACACAGGUUCUUCACUGGCUCUUGUCUGUGCAGCCAAGGGGUACAACUGCCACAUUGUUACCUCGAAUGCCUUUGCUGUUGAGAAGCUUCGGACGAUGAGUGCUAUUGGGACACAUGUGGAAAUAAUUCAUUGUCCGUCUGGCAAAAUCCACGCCGAUCUCAUUCCGUCCAUGAUCUGCCGGGUUGCGGAGCAUUCGCAGGAUGAUCAGAUGUAUUGGACUGAUCAGUUCAACAACCGAGACGGUUUCGAGGGAUACGAGGUUCUUGAGUCAGAGCUGGUUGAACAAUUUCCGAAUGGGGUGGAUGCCUUUUGCGGUGUUGUUGGAGCUGCUGACCCUGGUGGCUCAGCUGAAUUGUUCAUUAUUGUGGCUGAUCUUCUCUUUAAAGACGUCACGAUGAUCAACAAUGAGUCCUGUGGCUUUUGGGCGCCUUUUCUAGCCCUUUUGAUGAGAGGGAUUUACGGUUUGGGUUUCAUCUUCCUUGAUGGUACCUUCGGUCAAAAAGUAGGAAUCGCCAUUCCAGGAUGUGUGAGCGACUGCAUCAGAAGCAUGAAAGCUGAAUGCGAUUCCGGAGCCGUAAUGUGUCUGCACUGGGCUUAUAAGGGCAACAGAUUUAUCGAUGAGCUGUCGUCCUGCCUCAAGGAAGGAUGCAACCCGGAUGAAGUCGUUCUGGCUGAGGAUUUCCAUGGUCCUCUGUAUGCUAGAGUGGACAGACCUAAGAUUGGUCUAGAAGGGCGGAUUACCACAACCGCAGAUGCCAAUGCACCACCUAUCGUUGGCCAAGGAGAGUCAUUGACUACUUUAGGGGACGACACCCAGGAGGUUAUGUCAACCGAGGAUGCCAAUGCACCACCUGUCAUCGGCCAAGGAGAGUCAUUGACUACGUUGAGCGAAGAUACUGAGGAGGCUGUGUCAACCAAAGAUUCCGACACAUCGACCUCAAUCGAUUCUGUGAAAGCUGGGGUAGCGGCUUCAGCAUCAACGACGAAAGCUGUGGCAGAAACGACAGCUUCAACGAGCACCAAAAGCUCAAUCGCCCGAAGUACCUCAACGAAAGAAGAACAAGCCACCGAAACGGUACUACCGGCUAGUGAUAAAUACUACCCUGGAGGAGGGCUGAGUGCCGGGGCCAAGGCAGGUAUUGGAGUCGGCGUAGCCUUGGGUGUUAUGGGAUUCGGUUGUCUUGUCGCUGCGAUCUGGCUUAUGAGACGAAGAAGGGCCAUUAUGGGUGCACCGGGGACAGGUGUGACACAUGCUCGACCAUUGAAAUCACCGCGGCAGGUCGAGGUAGCAGAGAUUGAUGGACGACCAGCUCCACAAGAGCUGCCUGCUUGA
Fusarium vanettenii 77-13-4 is the source of this 1539-nucleotide messenger RNA. RefSeq lists its product as uncharacterized. Gene Ontology annotation, cellular component: cytoplasm. The transcript has 4 exons. Bases 1 to 1539 code for a protein of 512 amino acids. Gene Ontology annotation, biological process: L-cysteine biosynthetic process. The record is from RefSeq and is a predicted model, not a curated record. NCBI's taxonomy places the organism in Eukaryota, Fungi, Ascomycota, Sordariomycetes, Hypocreales, Nectriaceae.